This is a messenger RNA of Polypterus senegalus (gray bichir), 1819 nucleotides long. It is a transcript of the gene pusl1, whose product is annotated as pseudouridine synthase like 1. Gene Ontology annotation, molecular function: RNA binding; pseudouridine synthase activity. The coding region runs from base 183 to 1037 and encodes 284 amino acids. Lineage: Eukaryota; Metazoa; Chordata; Cladistia; Polypteriformes; Polypteridae. The record is from RefSeq and is a predicted model, not a curated record. Gene Ontology annotation, biological process: tRNA pseudouridine synthesis. The transcript has 7 exons.
CGUCGCAUGUUUUAAAGAGUCUCUAAAAACUUGACCGCGUAGAGUCACAGCUGGAACCUGUACCAUAACGUUUUCUGUCACAUUAAUAAUAUUUCCAUUAAAAAAGUUCUUUCAAUCUUGUUUAUCCUCCAUUUCGGACGGUAAUUUUAUUUAUACUUGACACGCCUCCUACAGAAAAGAAAAUGUGCUCUUCAAAAGCUCGCUAUCUGUUAUUAUUUCAGUAUUUCGGUACCAAAUACAGUGGAGUAAUGAAGGCACCUGUUCACCAAAACGUACUUGGGGUUCAGAACUAUUUGGAGGAUGCCCUCAGAAAGUUAAGGCCGGUCAAUGAGAUUGCAGUGUUCAUUUCAAGCCGGACAGACAGUGGUGUGCAUGCCCUGCAGAAUUCUGCCCAUGUGGAUAUUCAGAGGAAGGAGGGGAAUAUGCCAUUUUCAGAGCAGGUCCUUGUUGAUGCUUUAAAUUACCAUUUGCAGUCUGAACCAAUUAGUAUUAUUAAAGCCUUCAGAGUACCAGAUACAUUUCAUGCCCGCUAUUGUGCUCUAUCUAGAACUUACCUCUACCGCCUUGUUACUGGUGUUACUCAUCACUCACAGAUUCCAGUGUUUGAGAGGAACCUCUGCUGGGCUUUACCUACAAAACAUUUUAGCACAGAAGCAGUUCAGGAUGCUGCCCAGCUACUAAAAGGCACCCAUGACUUCAGCACAUUUCGAUCCCUCAAUUCAGAAACACCAUUUAGAUCUCCGGUGAAAACUCUUCAGGAAGCAACUGUUGCACCAGUGGAGAGCUCAUUCUCCCGCCAUUAUUGCCACCAGCACUUGCAGUUCUGGGAAUUAACUUUUCAAAGCAAAUCAUUUCUGUAUAAACAAGUCCGUAGAAUGACCGGUGCCCUGGUUGCAGUGGGACAAGGGAGGCUUACUCCAAAACAACUGCAGGAUCUCUUAGAUGUUCGGAAUUCACUAGCAUUUCCACAGAAUUUGAUUGCACCACCAGACGGGCUGUUUUUGAAGGAAGUAAAAUAUGAGAACUUUAAAAACUGAAACAUAUACUUAGAUAAUUUACUAUUUUUGGAAAUACUUUUCAAAAAAGAAGUUCACAAAAACUUUGACAAUUAUAUGAAACAUUUACAUUUUUUACAAAUUGCUUUUUUUUUCUUCACAUUUUUGUUGAUAAAUUAUGUCAUUUAAAUUCACAUUUAUUCCAUUCUGUAUUGUCAUAAUUUUCCAUUAGAAAUUUUGAAAACUGCAUGUGGGCUUUUUCUGUCAUCUGACAUCUGGUUAAAUCAAACGUUGCAGUGUCAGUCUAUUUUACAGAAUCUGAUUCAAUAAUAUUAAUGUAAUGAUUUUAAAGACAUACAUUUUCUCUGCAAAAACCUACUCUCAACAUUUUCUCAUACUGUAUACUACAGAAGAAUAUGUGUUAAAAUUCAAUUUGUUAGCUAAGGAUAAAAUUUGAAAAACAUAACAUAACACUGCGCAGAUUCGGACACCAGGCAAAAUAUGAGUGGGUGGUUAUUACCUAGACCAAUAGGCUGAUGAAGUCCACUGUGAAAGUAAUAUCUGGUCACUUCAUCCAUUCAUUUUUUUAAAUCUGCUUUUUCUUUAUGUAAAUACAGUGAUACCUUGAGGUACGAGUUUAAUUCGUUCUGUGACUGAGCUCGUAAGUCAAAAUGCUCGUAUCUCAAAUCAGUUUUCCCAAUUGAAAUUAGUUGAAAUGAGAUUAAUUCAUGCCAGCCCCGAAAAAACCACUCCAAUUUUUUGUUAAAUGUUUUUAACAUAAGAAAAAUGUAUUUAUAAUGAACAAAUAUUGUAUACAAACAAAA